ACAGAGACUCUGACACCAACAUGUUGUUGUUUCUCCUCUUGUUCAGUCUCACGCUGGGUGCUGUGUGUCCUUCAGAUGACCGCACAGUGAAGCUACAGCGUGGCAGCUGUCCCAUGUUCUGGUACAGCUUCAAUGGCCGCUGCUACAAGUACGUUGCCACACGUUUGAACUGGGCUGAUGCAGAGCUCCACUGUGUGUCAGAGAAAGCCAACCUGGUGUCUAUCCACAGUCUGGAGGAAGAGAUUUUCGUCAAAUCCCUGAUCAAGAACUUUGACCACGCUGAGGGACGAACGUGGAUCGGACUCAGCGACAUCCAUAAAGAAGGCAGAUGGAUGUGGUCUGAUGGUUGUGCAGUGGAUUUUGUCUUUUGGGGUACUCGAGAGCCAAACAACACUGGAGGCAACGAACACUGUGUUUUAAACAACUAUGAAAACGAGAUGAAAUGGAAUGAUGGCCAGUGUUCUGAUAUGUAUCCUUCUGUUUGUGCAUCUCGCAUAACCUGUCCAUAACAACUGAGAUAGUUAUAUGUCUGAUUCAACCUGGUGACUGCAUUCGACCUCCACAAUAAACAUACAAAUCUA
Messenger RNA from Dicentrarchus labrax (European seabass), 581 nucleotides. RefSeq names its product lactose-binding lectin l-2-like. Lineage: Eukaryota; Metazoa; Chordata; Actinopteri; Moronidae. Bases 21 to 509 code for a protein of 162 amino acids. Gene Ontology annotation, molecular function: signaling receptor activity. The transcript has a single exon. The record is from RefSeq and is a predicted model, not a curated record.